CCAGAUUCGUAACAAAUAUUAUCAUGUUGCAGUCUGUUUGGGACCGAAAGAAUGCCCUCCAACUUGUUGCAGGUGCGAAGGGCUGGGUGCCUAGCAUGGUGCGGACCGAUCUGCGGUCCAACUUUGAGGAAGUCACGGCAACUAUCCUUGACGACAACUUUUGGGACGAUGUUGAGAAGUCCAUCAAUACUACGGAGGCUAUCGUGAAGUUACUGAAGAUGGUGGACAGUCCAGGGGCCACCAUCAGCAAGGUUUAUCAUCAUAUGGACGACGUAGUGGACGAGAUCAGGAAGUUGGAAGUCCUUAUGGAUUUUGAGAAAGCGGAGGGGGAAUCGAUCCUCAUGGAUCGAUGGGCAUUCAUGACAUCGGAGCUGCAUUGUGCAGGAACAUUUUUGGAUCCGGAGUUUCGUGCACACUCUGCCAUCCACGAUACGGAGAUCCGGGAGGGCUUCAACAUAUGGUUGUACACCUGGGCCGCGCCAGACGAUUUAAAUGACAUCAGUUGGCAAGUGGACGACUGGGUUCGCAUGAAGGGUGCAUUGGGGUCGAGAGAGGCAUUGGAUGGGGCACGAUUGAGGACCCCCUCCAUGUGGUGGGACUCGUUCGGGUCACGCCUAAACCUCCUGCAGCCCCAAGCGAUCAAGCUGCUCGGACAGACAAGCUCCUCUGCCGCUUGUGAGCGCAACUGGAGCUUGCACGAGCUCAUUUUCGGCAGGAGGAGGACGAAGCUGUUGUCGGGCCGUCUUGCCAAGCUCGUGUACAAUAAUUGGAAUCUCCACCUGCAGUGGAGGCAAGAGAAGGGGGCUGGCCAAGACGAUGUCCACAUCCCGUGGAUGGAGGACUUACCAAAUGCGGAGAACAAGGCGGAGGCAGAGCGCUUUUACAACGAGUGGGUGCAGAAAGUAAAGGAGAGCACCGGGGAUAUGGGGGCUAACGCAGAGGACCAUAGCGUUGUCAUUGCAGAGUAGGACGAUGAAGGUUCGAUGAUGACGCAGUGUCUUUGCGUCAACCACAACCAUAAAGUGCGUUACAUAUCAUUCCCGCCUCACAGUGAAAUUAAUAAAAUAAAAAUUAAAUU
Messenger RNA from Chara braunii, 1078 nucleotides. NCBI's taxonomy places the organism in Eukaryota, Viridiplantae, Streptophyta, Charophyceae, Charales, Characeae. The record is from the annotation of a GenBank genome assembly.